AUGAGAGCUGCUGCAUUCAGGUACCAAGAGUUCACUAAAGACCUAGCUUCCUGUCAGCAUCCUGAUCACCCUGAGACUCUAUCCAGCACAGCUACCAGCAGCAGAGACUUUCUGAAGUGGUGGAGGUGGGAAAGCAUCGGAGCCGCUUGCCAGCCGAGAUGUGGAGGGUGUCGUUGUGGGAACUGCCGGCCAGGGGGUAAAGAAAUGACGCUCACAGAAGAGAGGGAGAUCGUGAGAAAUGGCCUGACUUAUUCAACUGGAGAUGACCACAGCAGUGAACCGCAUUGGCAUGCCAAGUACCCAUGGGUAGAAGAUCCAGCAACCUUGCCAAAUAACAGGAAAGCAGUAGAAGCAACAUUCAUCAGAACUGAGAUGAAGCUAUCUAAAGAACCUGAGUGGAAGACGGCCUAUGCUGCACAAGUUCAUGAGAUGGUAAACCGCAGAGCUGCAGUGAAGCUGUCCAAAGAAGUCCUGCAGAGUUGGACUGGGCCAGGUAGAGGCCUCAGCCUGAAUGACAUCCUCAUCGAAGGUCCUGAUGUCCUGAACCCGAUAAGAGCUGUCCUGCUGAGGUUCCGAGCUGGUGUCUACGCCGCCCUUGGUGACAUCCGCAAGAUGUACAACUCCAUCUGGCUGGAAGAUCGAGAGGUCCACUUGCACAGAUUCUUGUGGCGUGACACAGAAGAUGCAGGCAUAGAAGACUAUGCCAUAACAAGAGUCAACAUUGGAGACAAACCUGCUGGUUGCGUAGCCCAAGUCGCCAUGAGAGAAAUUGCAAACCUACCUUCAUUCAGUCACUUCAAAGAAGAGAAACAUGUGCUGGAAGAAGAUGCUUAUGUCGAUGACAUCCUGACAUCACACAAUGACCUCGACCAUCUGAGACGCCUAACAGCCAACAUCGAGCACAUCCUGAGAGCUGGAGGAUUCUACAUGAAGCCUUGGGUCUACUCCAGUCAAAUUGGGAGGGAGGAGUCAAAGAAAGAGUUGCCUCGAUCAGAGCCAAAGACUAUGAUCCUGCCAAACCAGCUGACGGAAGAUGACAACAAAGCCCUUGGCCUUGGCUACACGAUCAAUGAUGUCAAACUUCAUGUCAUGGUUGCAGUGAACUUUUCAAAGAAAAGGAGGAAAAUGCGCCUUGGUCAAGACCUGCUCAGAGAAGAAGUCGGAGAGCAAACACCUGAUCCACUCACCAGGCGAGAACUGCUAAGCCAAGUCUCCGGCCUAUAUGACCCACUCGGUCUUGUGACUCCUGUCAAACAGAAGGGUGCCAUCCUGGUAAGGAGAGAUUUCCAAGAAGCAAAAGUAAAGUACCACCUCGAAGACACAUGGGACGCAGCCUUAUCUGAAGGUCUCCGAGAAGACGCCAUAAAGCUUCUGGAAGAGUAUGCUGACCUGAAGAAACUGCAUUUCACUAGAGCCCUGACUCCACCAGAUCCCUGUGCAGAGCCCAGUGCCAUCACGUUCUCUGAUGGCAGUGAACACGCAUAUGGCGCAGUGAUGUACCUUCGCUGGAGCUGCAGCCAUAGUGUCAUCGUGAGACUAGUAGAGUCUAAAGCCAAACUGACACCUCUCAACCAUAAAGGCGAUCCUGUUAAAGCAGAGAUGUGUGGCGCCGUCUUUGCUGCCCGUCUGAAGACCUACUUCCAGAGGCACUACAGAAUCCAGGUCAAAAAAUGGUACCACCUCGUCGACAGCCAGACCGUCUUGGGUGCAAUCCAGCAUGAGAGCUAUGGUUUCCAGACCUUCUUCGCAAACCGCGUUGGUGAAAUCCAGAGUAGCACUGAUGUCCAAGAUUGGUGGUGGAUUCCCGGGUCAGCAAACAUUGCAGACAUUCUCACCAGAGGGGCUAGUCCAAAUGCCCUAACCGAGGACUCCGAGUGGCAGUCGGGUCCAAAAUUCCUCCAACUUCCUGAAGAUGAGUGGCUGACGAAAUCUGCCGGAGAAGUCGCUGCCCAAGCUCGAGAAAAGGUCACAAAGCUACAGAAAAAGACUUUUGUUGCGGUCCUUACCAGAAUCCACAUCAAGGCAGCUCAAGACCCAGCACACGUAGAGUCGCGAAGACCACUGGCAGGAGUAGCAACCCAACAGCUAAUCGACAAAAGGCGAUUCCGCAACCUGAGAAGGCUGAUUGGGACCGUGGCGUGGGUCUGGAGGGUUGCCAAAAAGUUCAUGAGAUCCAAGACCAGAGACCAAGAAAAGUGGGAGGUAGUACCAUCUUCGGGUGUCCUCACAGUCAGCGAGAGACGAGAUGCUUUUCGAGACCUUUGCCUAGCAGCACAAGAGGGCGUCAACUUCCCAAGCACCACAACAGACAGACUAGUCGUUUACAGAGACCAAACAAGUGGACUUCUAGUCUGUGGUGGCAGAAUCCAGACCUUCAAAGAAGACCGCAGAGCCGUUCCCCUUCUACCAUUCCAAGCCUGGUUAUCCACCCUCCUUGCCAGAGAAGCACACAGCGAGGGACAUGAUGGAGUGGCAGGAACCUUACUACGGAUGAGAAUGAAGGCUUGGGUUGUCAGAGGAAGAAUUAUUGCCCAAAAGGUCGUUGACCAGUGCAUCAUCUGCAAGAAGGCAAAGGCAAGAACCUGUAAGCAAGUAAUGGGAAACUUACCUGAAGAGAGGUAAAACCCUGCUGCACCAUUCGAAUUCACAUCUGUCGACCUGCUUGGACCCUAUCAUGUGAGGGAUGAUGUCAAGAGAAGAGUGACCAUGAAAGUUUGGGGAGUUGUGUUUUGCUGUAUGGCAAGCCGAGCCAUUCAUGUCGAACUAGCAAGCACACUAUCAACAGAGAGCUUCCUGCUUGCCUACCAGAGGUUCACUUCUGUCCGAGGCCAUCCCCGGAAAAUCUGGUCAGAUCCUGGCACAAACUUUGUCGGCGCCAAACCUGUAUUAGAAGAAAUGUAUGCUUACCUGAGACAACAAAACAAGGAGUCGCUUGAAGAAUACUCUGCCAAAAAUGAGACCACCUGGGCAUGGAAGAUUCUUCCCGCUGACUCACCUCACCAAAAUGGGGCCGACGAAGCUGCUGUCAGAGUUACCAAGAGAGCCCUUCAUACUCUUGGCAAUGCAGAGGCUCUUACCUUCAGUGAGUUUCUGACAGCACUCCAGCUAGCUGCCAACCUUGCAAAUGAGAGACCCAUUGAUGCCAGAAUUCAGAGCCGAGAAGAUCGCAUUGACUACAUCACGCCGAAUAAUCUGUUGCUUGGUCGAGCCACACAAAGUGGGGAUUUCAAAACUAUCGACUUCACAAAUUAUCCUUUCAAAAGGCUGAAAGAAGUACAAACCAUGGUCAACAACUUCUGGAGGUCCUGGAGCCAACUCGCUGGACCAAACCUGUUCAUCCGCAGUAAGUGGCAUACUGCAGAGAGAAACAUUGCUGUUGGAGACAUAGUUUGGCUCUGCGACCAAAAUGCCCUUAGAGGGCAGUUCAGACUCGCAAAAGUCAUCAGCGUGAAUCCUGAUUCCAGAGAGAUCGUUCGAGAUGUGCAUGUGAGGGUCUCUCCAAGUUCCAGCAUUGCAGUCAAGAGUCCAAAAUCUGCUACCAGAAGUCCUGAGCUGAGCACCAUUUUACAUCGGGACAUCCGGCGUCUUGUGGUCCUUUUACCGGUGGAAGAUCAAGCCAGGGACCAGCCCACCUGACUGUGAUCUUUCCAGGCAGUGCUGAGCAAAGAUCGAGUGGGAGGUGUCGCGCUGACCUAGUAGGUGUGGCUGUUACUCUUCUCUUCCUCCUCCUGCUCACUACCUGCUCUGUGCUGCUGCUUGCGCGUGGCCGCUGAUUAGACCUUGUGUGCAAUCUACAACUAAGCGCGGCCUGGUGCGCGCCGCUCCGCCAGGUGAGCUGAAUUAGAGCAAUCAAGGGCUGGCAUGCCUAGUAGACCUUAAAAUGCAUGCAGCAGUCAUUUGACCCGGGGGCGACAUACUGAGAGGACAGCAAACAAAGCACAAUCCACUUUCCACUGUGAGGAAGACUUUGAGCUAGACGGGCUAUCGGUUUUUCACCUAUCUAUCUAGCAAAACAGCUACCUAUGAAACUGGUCAAAAAAUAAAUUGAGUGAAAUUCAAAGUCUGGUCUUUUUCAAGUGUGGGCACCUCACAGAC
Pelmatolapia mariae (spotted tilapia) is the source of this 4095-nucleotide messenger RNA. RefSeq lists its product as uncharacterized. NCBI's taxonomy places the organism in Eukaryota, Metazoa, Chordata, Actinopteri, Cichliformes, Cichlidae. Bases 1 to 2622 code for a protein of 873 amino acids. The transcript has 3 exons. The record is from RefSeq and is a predicted model, not a curated record.